UGCAUACAUGGGUCUGUGAAUUCCGUGAAGAGAGAGAAGGAAUGGCGAUAGAGAGAGAGAAGGGAAAGGCAAAAUCAAGGGUUUUUAAGGAAAGGAAGGAGAAGCUUCUACAGAGCCUUCAACGGAGGUAAAUUUCUUGAUCAAUCCAAGAAGGGUAGAGGAGGGUGUUGAGUAGCUGAGCAUCGGAAGAGUAGGGGGUCUUUUACCCCUCUGGGGAAGGAGAGUUCAGAUCUAUUUUAAAAGAAAGUACGAUGGAGCAGAGUUUCGGGGUGGGGAAAGGGUACAACCAAGGAAAGGGAGAAGGAAACAAGUACGUCUAGCAAGGCAGAGAAUCAGUCAUCUCCUGGGAACUCGUCAAAUGGAGGGAAGGUAAAGAUGACAGAAGCAGGAAGAACAUGGGCUCCAGUUGUACAAGGGGCUAGAAGAUUCCGGUGGGAGACAUCUAGGGCUUCCGAAUAAGAUAUAGAACCUCUGGAGAAGGCAUUCUCUCAGGUGGUGGUUUUUGAAGAUGAAGAAAUAGAAAAAGUAGGAAGUGGCAAACAGCCAUUUUGGGAAAAUUUUUGGGCAAGGAUUUUUCAGUGGAUUAAUUUCAUCCAAAAAGAGAUGAGGCUACAAUGGAAUGUGGUGGAUGAUUUUCAGGUGACACCAUUAUCAGAAGCCAUGCCAGUGUUCGCAUUACCAUCAGAGGGGGUGAAACAAAGGAGACUGACAAAAGGACCAUGGACACUAGCUGGACAGUUGCUUGCUAUGGAGGGGUGGCGGCCCAACUUUAGACCCGGGAAGGAGAAGCCAAGGGCAACAGUCAAGGAUGGCCUGUGCUUAAGGAUCUUACUUGAUGCUUAUGGUGAUAUAUCUGGGCAGGCUGUCAAUAUACCGAAAUCUGCAAUGCUUUUCAGCCCCUCUACACCUCUUGCCAUCGAAAGGUAGCUUCGAACUAUAUUUCAGAUGCCUGUGAAGCAAGGAGUAUGGAAAUAUCUUGGGAUGCCACUUUCAGGUUCCAGGCUUAAUGCUAAUGAUUGCAGUUAUAUUAUUGACAAUGUAGAAAGGAGAUUAGGCAACUGGAAGUGGAAGGCUUUGUCCAUGACAGGGAGAGCAACCCUUCUAGCCUCGGUCUGAUCUUCUAUUCCUAUUUAUUGCAUGUCAUCGGGUGGUUAAACCAAAUACGUUUAUUAAAAGAAUGGAAAGGGACUUUCGGGCUUUCCUUUGGGGACACUCGAGGGAGGUAGGGAUUUGCAUUAAGUUGCUUGAGAUUUAAUCUGCUAGCCAAAAUCCAGUGGUGGGCUUGGUUUACCGAAAUUAAAUUUAAAGCAACAAGCAUUAUGGUGUAAACUGGCUGCAUAGGUUGUUCUUCUACCAAAUUUCUUAUGGUCAGAACUUGUUCAACCUAAGUACAACUUUAAAGGGUCUUGGGUAAAUUAUGUUAAACCCAGGAAAGUGUUAUCUGUGUGGAAAGGGAUUUGCAAGCAGGCUUCUCGGGUGCAGAGUCAUUUUCAAUGGAUAACAAGCUCUGGUAUUUCUAUUAAUGUAUUUACUGAGCCCUGGAUAUGCUCCAUUCCUUUGGUUCAUUGGGCAACAUAUGUAAAUGUUGAAACUGACUUAUGUGCAUGUGGCUGAAUUUAUCAAUGAUGAUCAUAGUUGGAAUGUUAAAAAAUUAAGCGAUCAUUUUAGUACUGACAUGAUGAACUAGAUAUCCCGAAUUUCAUUGUCCAAGGGAUGUUGGCCUGAUCAGUUAUGUUGGCAAGAAUCCAGGUCUCAAAAUAUAAAAUUGAAGGAAAUAAAUAAGCUGUUAAACAACCAAAAUUUUGCUGAUACCCAAUUCCAAUUGGAGGUGCCGUUGAGGGUGUCUUUUUUCUAGUGGAAGGUAAUUUGGUCUAGACUGCCAACCAAAUAUUUGCUUGUUGA
This is a messenger RNA of Elaeis guineensis (African oil palm), 1902 nucleotides long. RefSeq lists its product as uncharacterized. NCBI's taxonomy places the organism in Eukaryota, Viridiplantae, Streptophyta, Magnoliopsida, Arecales, Arecaceae. The record is from RefSeq and is a predicted model, not a curated record.